Messenger RNA from Heterobilharzia americana, 207 nucleotides. The record is from the annotation of a GenBank genome assembly. NCBI's taxonomy places the organism in Eukaryota, Metazoa, Platyhelminthes, Trematoda, Strigeidida, Schistosomatidae.
AUGAUUUUCAGUCGGAAAAUUGACAGUCAAUUCUCAGGCGACAAUCCAGUUUCAGCUAUCAAAUUAUGGCAUAACAUAACAAAGCAAAUGAUCGAUGAUUGUAAUUACAUUGGGAAAAAGCGCUGUUUAACAGUCCGAUAUGAAUGUCUUGUAUUGUAUCCCGAAUUGCAAUUGAGGCGAAUUCUAAGUAAGUCGGAAUGCAGUUGA